UUGGAUGUAGGCUGAAUUCAGUAGACGAAACUUAGCAAAACAUAUUUUUAAACGGAAACGGUGGUGCCUUGAACACACUUGUGUAUGUAAGCGCGCUGAUUUGUACUGCAUUUUUAACCACAGCAGUGUUUGCAAAUGUGUUGCAGCUGAUUGGUAACUCCUGUGACCCUAACUAGUUUCGAGUUCCAGAGAUCCCAGCUUUCUUUGCAGCGCUGUGAAAGUGUUUUUUUGUUUUUGUUUUUUUUCUGUUCUGUGACUUUUAUUGUAUAACGUUAACCGUAACGUUACACUGGGAUGACCGGAGGCAGUAUGUGGAGUCAGUUUGCCGCAUUCCUGUUAUGCUAACGUUAGCAACCGUUAGCUAACGUAAGCUUAAGUAAUGUAUCACCAGUGGCUGAAAGUUUUCCAGACAGUUGUCAUCUGAUCGAUUUUUCAUCUGGGGCUGCUCCUUGUUACGCGAGCUUUGGUCUGGACUCUAGAGAGUGCUGCUGAAGGAGUUUCAUCUUACCCAUAAUCACCUGACUUGCGAAAGCAGCUCUGAUAUUGGAUCAGAGUAUUGAGUGGCACUACAGCUAUCCAAGAAAUGAUUGGCAGUGAUCAAAGCCAAGAAAAACCAAGUUAGAUUAAAGAAAUUUGCAAGAUGACCCUGCAUUUUCUUUUCUUGUCACUGCAGUGGUCCAUGUCCAUUUCUCAGGUGUUUGCUGAGUUCCUCGCUUUACAAAUGUUGAACCUAUGCAACCAAUUCUACUGCGAGCUUGAGAGAUGCACACCAAAACUGAUUGCCCUGUACAUGCAGACGGCCAAGAGAGCAGAGGCCCUGCAGAGAUCCUCAGGAUUUGUGACCUUCAGGUUCAGCGACCUGUUUGCCCUGGCAGAGGAGUCCGAGGACUCCCAGACCAAGCCUCCCAAGUCCCGCCGUAAGGCUCCGGCCUCCUCGCCUCGCUCCCGGAAAGGAGCGGCUCUGCCCACCAACAACAAGGAGGAGAGCGCCUCCAGCAGCACCUCGGUACGUAGCCCCACCUCCAACUACUCCUCUGUGUGAGGACAACCUGAAUCUGCAUUUUGUUCUUUGAUAGGUCCGUUUCAAAACUACAAUGGAAAAUUUGAUAUUUAAUGUCUGAUUUGUGAAACCAGGAAGUAGAUUUGUGUCUUCACCAAGCAGAACCUCCAGGUUUGAAAAGUGAUGCCUCAAACCUGCAUUCUCUCUAACAGCCAGCAGGGAGCGACUCCACUGGAUUGAAUAGAAGUCUGAGAAACUGUAGCUACUUCUCAGCUGAUGUAUUACCUCAGUAAACACUUUCCUGAUGA
This is a messenger RNA of Micropterus salmoides (largemouth bass), 1308 nucleotides long. RefSeq names its product integrator complex subunit 3-like. The record is from RefSeq and is a predicted model, not a curated record. Bases 641 to 1042 code for a protein of 133 amino acids. The transcript is spliced from 6 exons. Lineage: Eukaryota; Metazoa; Chordata; Actinopteri; Centrarchiformes; Centrarchidae.